CUUGAGAAUCCUUGUUACCCAUCAGUAGUAUUGUAGUCCAGUCCAUCGGAAGGCAAGGAUGGGUUUUAUGUUACAAUUUCGAGGUUAGGUCUGAGUUUUACACCUUGAAAAGGAUUCCACAUCUGUGUUUGGAAAUUCGGAAACUUGAUACAAGUAUCUUCAGAAAUGCCUUCCGGACAGUUCCAAGUAUCAAACCCUAGGUUCCACCACAGCCGUUACAGUCUGACAGACAGCUCGGACCAGGACCAAGAGGAGGAUGAAGAGGCAGAUACCCCACUGCGCAUUACCCCCCUGCAGAAGCUCACAAUAGAAAUGCACAAGAAUGAGAGGACCAUCAAGGAAUUGAUCAUAGGACGCAGGGUGGGCUUCUACAAGGUUCGAGGAGAGAUUGGUCACGGGACGUUCUCCAGAGUCAAAAUGGCUUUUCAUGCUCUGACUAGAGACAAAGUGGCACUUAAGAUCUUGGACAAGACGAGGCUUGACACGCAAGCCCAGCGACUUCUCUCCAGGGAAGUCAGCAGCAUGGACUCCAUGCAGCACCCCAAUGUGAUCCGCCUCUAUGAAGUGGUGGAGAUGCCGAGCCGUCUCUACCUGGUGUUGGAAUAUGCCGGCGGGGGGGACCUACACAACAGGAUCUGCAACGAAGGAAAACUUGCUGAGAACACCAGCAAGAUCACCUUCUCACAGAUGCUGUCUGCCAUCAAAUAUAUGCACAAUAUUAACAUCAUCCAUCGGGACCUGAAGGCAGAGAAUGUUCUGUUCACCACCAGUGGCUGUGUGAAAGUGGCAGACUUUGGAUUCAGCACGCAGAUUUCAAACCGAAAUGAUGCCCUCGACACUUUCUGCGGUUCGCCGCCAUAUGCCGCCCCAGAGCUCUUCAGGGAGGAGUGCUACCUGGGCCCCCCAGUGGAUGUGUGGGCAAUGGGGGUCAUUCUUUUUUUCAUGGUGACCGGUACCAUGCCAUUCCGUGCUGAAACCAUGGGCAAACUGAGACGCUGCAUCAUCCAAGGCCUCUACACUAUCCCUCCCUGGGUUCCUGGUCCUUGUCAGAGGCUCAUCAGGGGCAUCUUGAAGCCAGAGCCCGGUGAGCGUUAUGCAGUUGACCAGAUGCUGGGCUGCGAUUGGCUUUUACCAGUGGAGUUUCCCUGGUCGUUGGCCUCUCAGGAGACAGCGAGCCCUCUCCAAGGAUCUGAGCGAAGGGACAUUGUGGAAGAGGAUGAAAUGGAGGAGGUCAGAAGCUCACUGGAGAAGCUUGGGAUCACCUCAGAACACUUACGGAACAAUCAGCUCAACAACAGCCGUAGCCCUGUCACCGGGGUCUAUCGAAUCCUGCUGCACCGGGCCCAGAGGAGGCGGGGCUGCGACAGUCUGCCCGUGGUCCGAGGGAUGGUGCGGGACCCCAAGCGGGAGGGGCUUCGAGCAUAUCGGGGUCUCAGGCACACUUCCAAACUCUGUGUGCUUUCAUAGGCUUCUUAAGCAGUUUUAAAAAAUAUACAGUGCAUACAAACAUUAUGAUUUUCUAUUAACAUUAACCUAAAUAUGUUUGCACUUUGUGAAUUAUUCAUACUGAGAUAUGACAUCCUUGGGGCCACUUUUUUUUAAGACUUUCAAAGAAAGUGCCUGAUUAAGCCUACUCCUUAGAAGUAUACAGUAUGUAUAUUGUGACACAACAAACAAAAUGUUAUUCUCUCUUCUGUUAAUUGCAUGCAAUGGGUUAGAUUUGCCAUACCAGCAUAGCAAAAAUCAGCAUGACAAAUGAUUUUUUUGUCUUAUCUAGCGUUUUUUAUUUCUUUAUGAAAAAAAAUGCUGCACUCAAUUAAAGCUUAAAAGGUAGAAAAAGCAUCAUGCAGGUCUUAUUACAGCAUGGAGCAGCUGAAACUGCUUAUUUUAUGGAUCCUUUACCAAAGUUUCAGCAGGUUGCUGUGAGUAAAUAGUAGUCCAGACAGCAGCUGGCAGGACACCAGAUGAUACAUGGGAGGACUCCCAUUUCCACAACCGGUCCAAACCAGCUAGACCCAACCAGAUCCUUGCCCUAUUGGCAAGGCAGUGCAAACUAAAACCGUAGCUCCUCCCCUCCCAGCCUUGACUGACCUGCACCUGCAGGGAUGGCAGAUGGCUUGGCUGCAGAGACAUCUGCAGGCCAGACAAUAGGAGCUGUGUGCGGGACGCUGGGGCUGACAGGCCCAGAGCUGCGCCAUUGUGCACCAGGCUUUACACAUGGAGAUUAGACGAGAGGGAAAGGAGGGGGUCUUUUUUUGUUCUUUUUAUGCUGCAGGGGACAACAACGGGGAGCAGAUGACAGACCAGAGCCCCUUUCAGACAAAUUUGCUGUGCUUUAAACUUUUGUUAGCACAAGCCUGAUAACCCUCCUCUUUAGCCCACUCAACUAUACACACACACACACGAUAUCUACCAGAGAAAAUGCAUACACAAGAUCCUUAUUAUCUCAGUUUAUUUCCACUUGUAAUUUUACAACAAUUUCUUUAACACAUUUUUCAACAAUGACUAAUUCUUCAGUAUAUAACUAAAAGUCUUUAUAUCUAACAUUCAAUUAUGUCAAGCAUAUUCUAAAGUGAAACCUUUAGAGAAUAGUUUAGAAUAGGGUUUUUUUUUGUUUGUUUUUUGUCGCUAAUUUCUCCAGCGAUACCUUUUGAGAAUAUAACACUGUUUUUACUUUGACAUUUUGGAAUUUACUUUUUUCAAUAGUUGCACAAGUUAAGUUCUUUUUUGCCGUUAUUAUAUUUCAGCCUUAUUCUAAAGUGAAACCUUUAGAGAACAGACAUACAUUUUUUAAUAUAUAUAUUUUAGCAUGAUUUUGUCGUUGUUAAAUUUCUAAAGUGAAACCUUUAGAGAAUUAAGACAAUUCUGGAAAGUGGGAAACGUUUCCGCUGACUGCAACUGUUGUCAUGUUGCUCAGCCAAGAGGCCAUCAUUAAAAAGUCCUUUUUUUAACAAGUCCUCUUCCUCAGCACCGCUUCUUCUCCUGCUGCGCGUGCUUCUCCUUCCUCUCCAAACCUCAUCCGCACAAAGAAUGAGGGUCGAUGUGUCGCUCUUGAGGCAUACCUGACCUCAUUCACACAAAGAAUGAGAGUCAUCUUGGCAUGGACGGGACAAGAGGCGACGGUUCCACGGGGGCCCCCUCGGGCCGGCGCCGUGCUGCCUGGAUCGGGGAAUCCUCCUCAGGAGUAUCCAGGGAUGAGCAGAAACAGGCUCAUCCUGUCCAUCAGGAUGAGUAUUUCCAGAUGAGAAGCUUGACAGCAUCUGAGACAAGACAGGAGCCCACAUCAGCGUCCGGGGAGGCUGAUCUCGGGGACCCAGUCGUUCAGACGCCUGCUCUCCUCGCAGAACAGGUGCAGCUUCUCCAGAGCCGGGUCCUCCCAAGAACCAUCAGCUGGGUUCUGUUCAAACAAGAAGAGGAGACAGGAUUUUGACAUGCGCUUUCUCUUACCCAUGCACAGUGGACUAAAGACUAUGACUGUUUUUUUUUAACUUUAUUUCCUGUCUGUAUCCAACUCAUGUGUCGUCCAAAUCCCGCAUUCCAUAAUUUGAGUGCUACUUGCAUUCAAACUGAGAAAUAAUUACCCGGAUAUAAUUAGUGAAAAAAGGAAGUGGAAAAUAUUGCUACCGUCAUUUCCGGUAAGUAUGCAAGAGCAGUAAUCAAUUUGGGACAGCACUACACUGUAAAAAUUCACGCCCUCUGCAACUAAGUACAAAACGUACAUAUAUACAUAUUUAAGUGUAAGUGGUGACUGACACAUACAUUAGUUUCAGUUCCAGGAACACUGCGUUUCUCUUUAAUCGCCAUUUCUCGCGACGGUGGACGCUAACAAGCUGAAAUGGUGGUUGCUAACUGACUAACUAACUAACACAGCGCCCCUAACGUUUGGGCGUGUGAGCUGCACGUACCGUGAUGAGGACACAGUGGGCGUCUUCGAGCUGCACCGACUUGUCAGCGACAAUCUCAGCCAGACGCUGCAUGUCGCUCACUCUGACGAUGCUGAUGUCGUUGUCGAAGCAGAAGGACUGGAUGAGGGUGAAGUGGAUCUGCAGAGCAAUGUCACAUUCGAACUCCUCGUCCGUGGCCAGCACGCAGAAAGACACGCUGUCUGGAUCGCUGCGCAAAAUAAAAAUGAACUGGGUUAGAUAUCACCUGUAAAGAUACAGGAUGGUGAUGUGAAUUCACCUCAGGUGCAAUACUUACAGAUUCAUCACUUUUGCACACUCGUAGACGCCCACGGUGAGGGAGUCGUUGUCUUUGGCGGCCAUCAGCACCUCCUCCAGGGCUUUUCCGGUGCACUGAGCACGCUCGGUGGGUUUCUGAGUGAGAACUUCCUCAAGAGUCAUGCUGAUGACGGUUUGAUUCCUCAAAAAAGCAGAGAGGGAGCUUGGAAGCUUGGUUUUGAGUAUAUCCGUAGAAAGAGCGGAAUGUCCUCUCCUCCGAGCCUUCCACUCCUUUUAUACACAGCAGCUCGCGCGAGGGCAGUGAAAGAGCUGCUCUCUGAUUGGCUGCAGCUCCUCAAUGCAUUGGUAUGAUAAUACUAUUGUCACGCUUCUGGCUCGUGGCAGAUUGAUGGGGGUCAUCGCGCCACGCACCCCCUGAACCCCCCUCGUUUUGUGUGUGUGCAACAAUAUUUUCUUUUCUUUUUUUGUGCGGGCAACUGAAUGCAGUACAUAAAUAUUACACUCACAUGCAUUAUACUGUAUGCAGUAUUUGUCUUGUAUGAUUGUAAAAAAAAAAGCAUUUAAAAGUUUUAACUAUCUGCUGUCCAGAGAAAGGGCAGGUGGACGGUGCCAUCUGUGCCCCUAUUGUGUGUGUGUGUGUGUGUGUGUGUGCGCGCGCGCGCGCAGAAGCCUUCUAUUAUCAGAGCACCCAUACAAAUGCAAAUGAGCAGCGCGUGCCAGAACCUUGUGCGUGCCUUUCACGCAGACCACGUGAUAAUCAGCUGUCCGCAAAAAUCCUUGCAUGCUUUUUUUGGGGACACAAAAUGUAAUGCAAAUGUGCAUGCAUCCACGCUUUAACUUUGUGCACACGUUGUUUCGUAUCGGUGCAUACCUAUUUCCGCAUAUUCGUCCACACUUAUUUGCUAAAUUGCCUAAUAAUCCAAACGGCACCACGCCACUGCCUGUGUGGAAAAAGGAGGCGGUGCAACAAUGAUUCAAUCACUCUUUUGUUAAAGUGAAGGCAAAGCGGCAGAUGGAGAAGUGUCGCUAUGAGCCCCCCCUCCGUCCCUCCUCGAACCUAAACCCAGGUCAACCCAACCCCAGGGCGCCCCCAUCUAUUGUGCACAGGUCUACAUGUGCUGCCCUGCUGUCUGAGUUUUGAUUAAAUUUGAAUGCCAAAGGGGUCACACUUAGCUUACGGUGCAAACUUUCACACUGAAAAGUCUUCUUAUCUCUCAGCAGCGCACGCUGAUAAAAAUCACUUCACGGAUUCAGCUCGUGUGUGUUGCAAUCACAGAGAACGUCGAGCGUGUUGUGUUGUGCAACAACAAGGGCAUUAUUGCAGCAACAAAACAAGUGUUUACUUGCAAACACGCAACUUUCAGUUUCUCUCCCGUAUACGUGCGCUCGUGCUAGAUCACGCGGAGAUACGGUGGGAUUGAUACGCUCGCAUUGCCACGAGGCAGGCGCGUGCAAAAUCGAUACGAUCCAUUGUGGCUGCAACACAUCUGCCACACCGGGGCAGUGAGCGGCAGAUGUUGCUUUGGGGGAAGUGGUCCUCGCUUGUGGCCUGCUGCGUCCCACCCCCUCAUUGCAAAGCUGUAAUUGAAGUCAGCUAGAAAGUGCUGCAGGUUAUAAAUAACUGCUGAGGCAUGGAGGAGUUGGAUUAAAUCAGAUCUGCUUCUUCCUACUCCUUUUCGGACACGUUGAAUUGGGUUCUUUUGUGUAACUUUGUUAGGCAUGUUUGAAAUAAACUAUAUCAUAAGUCCAGACUGCACUUAUUUUAUUAUAUUUUAUUUGAUUUUUUUCUGAA
Molecule: messenger RNA, 5973 nt
Organism: Dunckerocampus dactyliophorus (ringed pipefish)
Lineage: Eukaryota; Metazoa; Chordata; Actinopteri; Syngnathiformes; Syngnathidae
Gene: nim1kb
Product: NIM1 serine/threonine protein kinase
Exons: 4
Coding region: 166-1467 (433 amino acids)
Biological process (GO): intracellular signal transduction; microtubule cytoskeleton organization; protein phosphorylation
Cellular component (GO): cytoplasm
Molecular function (GO): protein serine/threonine kinase activity; tau-protein kinase activity; ATP binding
Source: RefSeq, a predicted model, not a curated record